CAUCGUCAUGUUGGCGGAGAGUGUCUCCGCUAUCUUGAAAUGCCAGAGAUGUGAUUUGUGACGGUAAUCGUUGAGGUUGAAUGUGUUCAGAAAGGUACAGAAGUGAAAUUUUCUGACGGCGCACUUUGGCCUACUGCGACAGGCUGCGAGCGGGAAAAUCACGCAAUUCCAUCAAACUAUCGCUCUAUUUCAAUGAUUUUUGAAUUUAGCGAAUGCAAUUUAUCUCCGACCACAUGCACGUAGCUGAAGGAUAGAUAUAAUGUCGUCGUGGGACUGGAUGCGCUCCCUAAGUGUGAGAGAUGGUCUGUGGAAACCAGCGUGAUGGAUGGACCGGUCGUUGGGUGCAGUCAGAGGCUAUGAGCAGCAACGAGUGUUUUGGGUGCGGCCGAACAGGCCACUGGAUCAAGAACUGUCCAAAUGCAGGGCGUGGACGUGGCAAGGGCCGCGGCAGGGGAAAAGAUCUUUUCUGCUAUCGUUGUGGAGAACCAGGCCACGUUGCGAGGGAUUGUGAGAGGACUGAGGAUGCUUGCUACAACUGUGGCAGGGGUGGCCACAUUUCCAGGGAUUGCAAGGAACCCAAGAAGGAGAGGGAGCAGGUCUGCUACAACUGUGGCAAAGCCGGCCACAUGGCCCGUGACUGUGACCAUGCCAACGAGCAGAAGUGCUACUCCUGUGGUGGCUUUGGACACAUUCAGAAAGGCUGUGAGAAAGUCAAGUGCUACAGGUGCGGCGAGAUCGGCCAUGUUGCUGUACAGUGCAGCAAGGCGAGCGAGGUCAACUGCUACAACUGCGGAAAAUCUGGCCAUGUGGCGAAAGAAUGCACCAUCGAGGCCACCGCUUAAUCCUGUUUCCUUGCUCGCCCCUCCUUUUUCUGAUUGAUGGUUGUAUUAUUUUCUCUGAAUCCUCUUCACUGGCCAAUGGUUGGCAGAUAGAGGCUAUUCCCAGGCCAGUGAGCUCUUGACAUGAAAAAGGAGGAAA
This is a messenger RNA of Xyrauchen texanus (razorback sucker), 978 nucleotides long. RefSeq names its product CCHC-type zinc finger, nucleic acid binding protein b (gene cnbpb). The transcript has 5 exons. NCBI's taxonomy places the organism in Eukaryota, Metazoa, Chordata, Actinopteri, Cypriniformes, Catostomidae. Gene Ontology annotation, biological process: positive regulation of cytoplasmic translation. Gene Ontology annotation, molecular function: mRNA binding; zinc ion binding; single-stranded RNA binding. The coding region runs from base 300 to 842 and encodes 180 amino acids. Gene Ontology annotation, cellular component: cytoplasm. The record is from RefSeq and is a predicted model, not a curated record.